Molecule: messenger RNA, 2159 nt
Organism: Vigna radiata var. radiata (mung bean)
Lineage: Eukaryota; Viridiplantae; Streptophyta; Magnoliopsida; Fabales; Fabaceae
Product: probable polygalacturonase
Exons: 7
Coding region: 307-1698 (463 amino acids)
Biological process (GO): carbohydrate metabolic process
Molecular function (GO): polygalacturonase activity
Source: RefSeq, a predicted model, not a curated record
GACCAUUAACUCUCUCCUUUCCUGUCAUGUACAUGAUUAAUGCUUAUAAUAUUCAGUAUCUUGCAUAAAGCUGUCUCUGUCUUCCUCUUCUCCUUGCUUCUUGCUCCUCUCCUUCAAUAUUCUUUCUCUCCUCCUGCAAUUCUUUUUUAUUUGGUUCUUUCUCGGUGAUUGUGUCUCUUGUGCCUCUGUCACAAGUUUUGACCCAAGAACAUGCUAAGGCAAUGGUAGUUGCUGUGGAUGUCAGACUUCAAUCAUUAUCUCUAUGAUCUGUAAAACUUGCGCACUUUAUAUUUCAACCCUCAAAUAAUGCAAUUUAAAACACUUAUUUUUCGGUUUCAAGUCUCUCUCAAUCGUUUUCAAUUCAUUCAGGUAGCAUUACUCUUGCUGCUGUCGCUAAGCAAUGAAGUCCGAGUCAAUGGGCAGUGUGAGCAUAAUCCAGCACCAAAGCCAAGACCGCACACCGUGUCCAUCCUUGAGUUUGGAGCGGUUGGGGAUGGUAAAACAUUGAACACUAUUGCAUUCCAGAAUGCAAUCUUCUAUCUCAAGUCAUUUGCUGACAAGGGUGGUGCUCAGUUAUACGUGCCACCAGGAACAUGGUUGACUAAAAGUUUCAAUCUUACUAGUCAUCUGACACUGUUCUUGGAAAAAGGUGCUGUCAUUCUUGGAUCUCAGGAUCCAUUUCACUGGGAAGUUGUUGAUCCAUUACCUUCUUAUGGUCGAGGAGUUGAAGUUCCCGGGGGAAGAUAUCAGAGUUUAAUAAAUGGAUACAUGUUAGAUGAUGUGGUGAUAACAGGUAAUAGUGGAAUCAUUGAUGGCAUGGGAUUGGCAUGGUGGGAAUUGUUUAGCUCUCAUUCCCUGAACUACAGCCGUCCCCAUAUUAUUGAAUUAGUGGCAUCUGAUCAUGUGGUAGUUUCAAAUCUUACAUUCUUGAAUGCCCCUGCAUAUAGCAUCCACCCAGUUUAUUGCAGCAAUGUACAUAUUUACAAUGUUUCAAUUUCUGCUCCUCCAGAAUCCCCCUAUACCAUUGGCAUAGUACCAGAUUCUUCUGAUCAUGUUUGUAUAGAGGAUUGUGUCAUUGAAACGGGUUAUGAUGCAAUUGCCCUCAAAAGUGGCUGGGACGAAUAUGGCAUUGCCUAUGGCAAGCCAACUGAGAAUGUACACAUCAGAAGGGUGCAUUUGCAAGCUUCUUAUGGGUCUACUAUUGCAUUUGGAAGUGACAUGUCUGGUGGCAUUUCAAAUAUUCUUGUGGAGAAUGUUUAUCUUUACAAUUCAAGGAGUGGCAUUGAAUUCAGAACUAUGAGGGGUAGAGGUGGUUAUAUCAAGGAAAUAGUCAUAUCAGAGAUAGAAAUGGAGAAUAUAUACACUGCAAUGGCCGCCACAGGUUAUUGUGGAUCUCAUCCUGAUGACAAAUUUGAUCCAAAUGCUCUUCCACUUUUGGACCACAUUAUUUUCCAAGAUAUGAUUGGCACAAACAUCACUAUUGCUGGAAGCUUUGCCGGUCUAGAAGAAUCUCCCUUCACAAACAUAUGCCUUUCCAACAUAAAUUUAUCUAUAAAUGCAGUUUCUUCCGUUCCUUGGGAAUGUUCAAAUAUCUCUGGAUUUUCAGAUUCUGUUCUUCCCAAACCCUGUCCUGAUCUCGAGACCCUUUCAGAUUGUCUCUCCAAUCUGAGUGUCAAGGGAAAAACUGCGGACAUGUGAUGUGUCAAUAAUCUUCUGUCGACAAAAAGGUUCAUAUUCUUCAAUUCCCUGCUUGGAGGCCUUGAAAAAGUGAUUAGCCAUUGAUAUAUCAGAUAAAGCCACAUUCUUUCAAAUAAGACAGAUAUUGGGAUCAUUCAUUUUUCCAUCCUACGAUUUCCAUUCUUCCAUGCUGCAAGCAGCACAAUAUUUGUUGUACAGCUUCAUUUCUUCAUUCAUGUGUAAUGAAAUUUUGGUAGUACCCACAGGAGGACUCGAUCUGAUGAUAUCUUCACUGGUGCAUGUCCUUUGAGAUAAUGUGAUUUCACUCUAAAGCAUCUGAUGGAUUUCCGUGAGUCUCCAAUAAGGAAAUUUUUAUGGAUGGUAUAAUCUUUUUAGGUAAUUGAAAGUAUUUGUAGCUAAAAGUCUCUCUCCAUUGGGUUUCACUUUUUAAAAAUAUGAUAUAAUUUGAUAUUCUCUAUUAA